Messenger RNA from Miscanthus lutarioriparius, 273 nucleotides. The record is from the annotation of a GenBank genome assembly. NCBI's taxonomy places the organism in Eukaryota, Viridiplantae, Streptophyta, Magnoliopsida, Poales, Poaceae.
AUGGCCUCCGGAGCUGCUGCUUCCUCAGUCCUCAGCCUGCUCCUCCUCGCCGCCUUCGCAGCCAGCGCGAGAGCAGCCACAUUCACGAUCACCAACAACUGCGGCUCAACGGUGUGGCCGGCGGCCACACCAGUGGGCGGCGGCACGCAGCUGGACCCGGGUCAGACGUGGACCGUGGACGUGCCGGUGGGGACCCAGUCCGACAGGGUGUGGGGCCGGACGGGCACCGGCGUGACGCUCAACUGCGGCGGGGCUCGGUGCCCCGACGCCUAA